Molecule: messenger RNA, 4563 nt
Organism: Cololabis saira (Pacific saury)
Lineage: Eukaryota; Metazoa; Chordata; Actinopteri; Beloniformes; Belonidae
Gene: lpin1a
Product: lipin 1a
Exons: 23
Coding region: 171-2924 (917 amino acids)
Biological process (GO): positive regulation of transcription by RNA polymerase II; fatty acid catabolic process; triglyceride biosynthetic process
Cellular component (GO): nucleus; mitochondrial outer membrane
Molecular function (GO): transcription coactivator activity; phosphatidate phosphatase activity
Source: RefSeq, a predicted model, not a curated record
GCUGCGGUUUUAAAAAGGAGCUGGAGCGGAGGAUAUUAGAUCUGGUGUGAUGCUGCUGCCCGCUGUCGACGAUGCUUGAUCUGCAGAUCCGCAUGCACUAAAGCUAGUGGGCACGCCGAGUGGAAAACACCCCGGAGCGAAGAGCGACGUCCUGAAAUAAUUUACAGACCAUGAACUAUGUGGGUCAGCUGGCAGGGCAGGUGUUUGUGCAGGUCAAGGAGCUGUACCGAGGACUCAACCCUGCAACGCUGUCGGGAUGCAUCGACGUCAUCGUGGUCCGGCAGCCCGACGGCUCCCUGCAGUGCUCCCCCUUCCACGUUCGCUUCGGGAAGAUGGGUGUCCUGCGGUCCCGCGAGAAAGUGGUGGAUAUAGAGAUUAAUGGAGAGCCAGUUAACCUGCAAAUGAAGCUGGGAGAGAAUGGAGAGGCCUUCUUUGUCAAAGAGACGGAGAACCAUCUGGAAGUGGUUCCAUCCUAUCUCGCAACAUCACCCAUCCUGUCACCAGGACAGGAUUUGAUGGCGUCUGAGUUGAGCAGGGGCAGUUCCCGUCACCACGACAACAUCCCUUCCGGCUCGCUUCCUGUUCAGAACCUCGGACCAAAUCAUGGUGAUGGGGGGUCAACCAAGAAGAGGAGGAAGAGGAGGAAGAAGGCAAGGCCAGAGGGAGGAUCGGGAGGAAGGAGAGAGGAGGAUGGAGACGAGUUCUCAGAGGACGAGGACAUGUUCACUAUUGACCUGAGCUCAGAUGAGGAAAAGGAGGGAGAUGGCAGCAGACCUUCGUACAGAGACCUGAAGUCUGCAGCAAACACCAACACGCACCCCAUCACCAACUGGACUCAUGCACAGAGUAAUGCGAUUAAAGAGAGUCUCUCCAUCCCUCAAGCCUGUGGUCUGUCCAUCUCUUGUCCACAGAGGACAUCUCAGUUCCCUUCUCUUGUCAGUCGAGAUGAUUCGCGCUCAUCAACCCCAAAGAGCGACUCAGAGCUGUCCAAUCAGGUGAACCCUGAGAUGUUGUGGACCUGGGGGGAACUGCCACAGGCUGCACAGCCAGCCUUCCUGGCGUCCCACCAGAAGCAGGAUUCUGCUGCAGCAGUCUCCAUCCCAGUGACUGCCAGCACUCACUUCAGGGCCAUCGGCAACACCGGGCCUUCCACCCCGACUCUCUACAGCGCCCAGACGGGGGAGAGCGCUGCCCUGGAAGGGGACAAAGACACUGAGGAAAACAGAAGCAAAGCUGUUAAGUCAACUUCUGGAGAAGAACAUGGUAGAGACAUGGAAAGCGCCGAGAUGGAGGGUUUAAUGGCCUGUUCUCCAAGGAUUGUCCCAGAUCAUCUGGACGAAAGCAGGAGCAGAGGAAGUCCCAUCAGAAGAACCGAUUCUCCAUCCAAGAGGAAAGAAAAGAGAAGCCAGCACCUGGGCACUGACGGCAUAUAUCUGGACGACAUUACAGACCUCGAGCCGGAAGUUGCUGCUCUCUACUUUCCUAAAAACGACGGGGGGAGCAGUUCACUGAAGGCGGAGUCAGAGAUGAUGAUGAUGGGGGUCAGGAGUGCUAACCAGUCCCCUCAGUCAGUGGGCAGCAGUGGCGUGGACAGCGGCGUGGACAGUCUGGUGGACCACAUCAGCGAACUGCCUCAUGUUGCCAUUUCUCUGUGCGGAGGUCUUACUGACAACGUGGAGAUCACAAGAGAGCAGUUCCUGGAGAGGAAGAUUUCCUUCCAGCAGUUCUCUGAAAAUCCUUCUGUUAUCGAUGACCCAAACCUGGUGGUCAAGAUCGGGAACAAGUACUACAACUGGAGCACAGCAGCUCCUGUCAUGUUGGCCAUGCAGGUGUACAAGAAACCCCUGCCGCAGGAGUCAGUGGAGAACAUCAUGAAGGAGAAGAUGCCCAAGAAGGGAGGACGCUGGUGGUUUUCAUGGAGAAGCAGGAAUAGCGACUCCAAGUCGGAGUCCGUGACGGGAGCCGGAGGAGACAGCUCACUCCCUACGGUCUCAGUGGACAGGUUGAAGGAUGAAUCUUCCUCAAGUGAUGACGAGCACAGAUCAUCCAGUCAGGUGUCAGGAUCCUGUCAGUCAGACACCGUUCCGGGUCCCAGUAGCGUCUGUUACAAGAAGACUCUGCGGCUCACCUCAGAGCAGCUGGCGAGCCUGCAGCUGAAGGAAGGGGCCAAUGAGGCGGUGUUCAGCGUGACCACCCAGUAUCAAGGCACCUGCCGCUGCAAUGGCACAAUCUUUCUCUGGAGCUGGGAUGACAAGAUAGUCAUCUCCGAUAUAGAUGGAACCAUCACCAGAUCUGACACCCUGGGCCACAUCCUCCCCACGCUGGGUAAAGACUGGACCCACCAGGGGAUUGCAAGGCUUUACCACAAAGUCAGCCUGAAUGGAUAUAAAUUCAUGUACUGCUCAGCAAGAGCAAUCGGCAUGGCUGAUAUGACGCGAGGCUACCUGCACUGGGUCAACGAGAGGGGAACCGUGCUGCCAAUGGGCCCAGUUAUGCUCAGCCCCAGCAGUCUGUUCUCUGCCUUUCACAGGGAGGUGAUUGAAAAGAAGCCAGAGAAGUUUAAGAUCGCGUGUCUCUCAGACAUCAAGCACCUUUUCCAUCCCAACACUGAACCUUUCUAUGCUGCCUUUGGCAACCGAGCUACGGAUGUGUAUUCCUAUAAGGAGGUGGGCAUUCCUCCCAACAGGAUUUUCACUGUCAAUCCGAAGGGGGAGCUAAUACAGGAGCAUGCCAAAACCAAUAUUUCCUCCUAUGGACUUCUUUGUGAUAUGGUUGACCACGUCUUCCCGGUGCUGGGUGGAGACGAGGAAGCCGACUUCCAACGCUCUGAUACUUACGACCAGUGUAAUUACUGGAGUAAGCAGCUUCCCGAUGGAGCCGAUCGGGAAGAGGAAGAAGACGCGCAACCUCUUGAAGCGAGCUGAGGAAGCCCAUCAGAUCCAGCAAGAAGGCUGCUUCGGUUCUGUCCACAUUACAACCACAAGGCCAGUGGUUUAAAUCUGUCCGCUUAGCUCAGAAGUGAUCAUUUUAGAGCCCCUAGGCAUGUUGGAUAUAACCAAAAAGCUUUUCCUAAAUGGAGAAUAUAGGUAGCUCUGAAGUACAAAGCUGAAACUAAUAAGUAACUGUGACUACUGAUUUGAACUUAUUGAAUGUCUUUCUAAAUCCCUCAUUAUCAAUAAUAAUGCUCUCCUCCUGCACUGAGAACACAAGGACUUCUACAAACUAAGGAAAAUAAUACAGUGUAUGUACAAAUUACAAAAAAAAGAAGAAGGAAAUAUGGAGGUAUAAGCAAAAUAAUACUGAUGAAUUAGAGCAGCUGUUUGGAAGUUAAACUUCCUUAUGCUUCAUCGUUAAGCAGAGUUAACCAGGAUUAUAUCAGAUGUUUGUGCACUGACUCACACCUACACUUGCAUUAUAUACACAACACAGACAAUACACUGCACUGCCACAUCAUAUCCUUUACUUACCUGAGAGUCUUUCAACUGGUCAUCUUGCUCUCUGUAGUCAGAGUUAAAGGUUACAGUUACACUUAUAACCCCAAAUAAGUGGGCAACUGAUUUUUAAAUCUUUUUUCUACACCACCUGCAACUAAAAUCUUUUUAGUUUAGGUUGUACAUGGUCCAAUACAAGUAUGCAGGUCGUCCUCUCUGAUGUCAUUAUGAACACUCUGCAGACGAAGAUUACACAACAGUAAAACCAUCCAGUUGAUGCAAAAAAAAAAAAAGAAGAAAGAAAGAAAGGAAAAUGAAGGAAACACAAAGGGUACGCACUGCAGUCAUGCUCUGUACCCGACUCCCGUGCAGGUUGAGCUAAACGUGUGUGGUCGUUUGACCGUGCAACUGUGAAACAUGUGACCACUGCACUUUCUUUUUUCAGGUUUCAGUGACUAUGUUCAAGUUCAAUGUAGGAAAAUGCAAAAAAAUCUGUCUGUGUUAUUUCAAUAUUUAUAAAUGUGCAAAUAAGGCAACUCUGGUAAUAUGUAAGAAUGUAACAAAAAAUCACUCAUCAUUCUAAUAACUAAUGCCCAUCAAUGCAAUUAUUUAAUAGACUUAUGGAGGACUAAGAUCAUGUAUUUUUAUGUUUUGAAAUGUUAUUGCGCUGAUCAGUAUGACUUGUGUUCAGCACUUACCUCUCCUGUUGUGGAGACUUAGUUGCUUUUACAAUGAUCUAUUUUUUCUAUAUGUAUUGUGUUUUAUGUGCAACAUAUUUGUAUCCUCUGAUCAAAUCACAUAACCAUUCUGUAUUUAUGCAAGAUGGAAGGUUGUUGGUAUUUUUGAUUUUACUAAAGUAGAAGCAAACCACUGUAAAUAUUAAUACUUUAUAUUUCUCUGACCAUCCAAAGUGACAAUUUCAAUAGCUCUUACAAUCUAAUAUGUUUUUCAAAACACUGUUACUGGUGCUCGUUCAAAUGCCUGUGCAAGCAAUUUAAUGUAUUACUGGAACUCUCUUCAGUAACCACUUGUGUUCAACAUGUGUACUCUAAAGCAAUAGAUCAACAUGCAGUAUUUCAGAAACAUGAUUGACAGCCUCUUUACUCAAUUUGGUGCCAAUGGAGGAUCAAAA